CAGUGUGAUGCAGCUAGGGAUGCUGAGGACACAUUGUGCUCCAGGUCCCCAUGGGGCAGACAGUGUGAUGCAGCUAGGGAUGCUGAGGACACAUUGUGCUCCAGGUCCCCAUGGGGCAGACAGUGUGAUGCAGCUAGGGAUGCUGAGGACACAUUGUGCUCCAGGUCCCCAUGGGGCAGACAGUGUGAUGCAGCUAGGGAUGCUGAGGACACAUUGUGCUCCAGGUCCCCAUGGGGCAGACAGUGUGAUGCAGCUAGGGAUGCUGAGGACACAUUGUGCUCCAGGUCCCCAUGGGGCAGACAGUGUGAUGCAGCUAGGGAUGUGUGUCAGCCUGUUGAGGAAGGAUGCUGACUCUUUUGACCGCUUCUUCUCCAGGGCUGUGUUGUCAUGGGUACAUAAGGCUGCUGUGAAAUAG
Molecule: messenger RNA, 415 nt
Organism: Haliotis rubra (blacklip abalone)
Lineage: Eukaryota; Metazoa; Mollusca; Gastropoda; Lepetellida; Haliotidae
Product: polar tube protein 1-like
Exons: 5
Coding region: 8-415 (135 amino acids)
Source: RefSeq, a predicted model, not a curated record